UUGGUUCAUUAUUAAUCUGUUCUUCACAUAGCAAUAUGCAGAAGACAUUAUUCUUGUUGUCUGCCCUCCUUGUUUUCAGCACAGCAGCAGAGGACUCUUGUGCUGGGUGUAAACAAAUGUCAGCUAGGCUUCUAGAUAAUCUCAAAGCUAAUGACAGUAUCUGGAUGCAGACUAUUAUUAUGGUUAAACUUAUAUGCCCCAAAGAUAGUGAUCCGUCUUCUUGUGAACAAAUGUCUAAAGAAAAUUGGAAAGAUUUGGCUGAUGUCUUCUACAAAAUUUUAUUGGGCCAAGAGAAAGCUUGCCAGCAAACUGAAGCUUGUAAUAUUAUUGAGGAAUGGACCUGUGACAAGUGUAUAGAAAGUGUGCAACAUCUGGGAGCAAAUGAAAGGACCAACUAUUACGAGGCUUUUACUUUACUCCAAGAUGUCAUAUACAGUUACUGUGAGGACAACAAAACCAUUGAUAAUUGUAAAAAAGUUGUAACAAGGUUGACUCCAGUGGGCUUAAGUUUAAUUAAUACAACCUUGAAUUCUUUCCCUCCCGACUACCUUCCCUCAGAGAAUAUCUGUAUUGACAUCUUCAUAGACAAGAUAAUAGCAGAUCCUUGCAAUGAUGUUUGUUAGAUAUUUGAGAAAUGAUUUGAUUAAUUUUCUAUUUUAUAAUCCCGUUCUAAAUAAAUCCAUUAGAUCUGUUU
Eurytemora carolleeae is the source of this 694-nucleotide messenger RNA. RefSeq lists its product as uncharacterized. Bases 36 to 623 code for a protein of 195 amino acids. The transcript is spliced from 6 exons. NCBI's taxonomy places the organism in Eukaryota, Metazoa, Arthropoda, Copepoda, Calanoida, Temoridae. The record is from RefSeq and is a predicted model, not a curated record.